Bicyclus anynana (squinting bush brown) is the source of this 5611-nucleotide messenger RNA. RefSeq names its product E3 ubiquitin-protein ligase RBBP6 (gene snama). The record is from RefSeq and is a predicted model, not a curated record. NCBI's taxonomy places the organism in Eukaryota, Metazoa, Arthropoda, Insecta, Lepidoptera, Nymphalidae. Gene Ontology annotation, molecular function: nucleic acid binding; zinc ion binding; ubiquitin protein ligase activity. Gene Ontology annotation, biological process: ubiquitin-dependent protein catabolic process; mRNA processing; protein ubiquitination. Gene Ontology annotation, cellular component: nucleus. Bases 305 to 5410 code for a protein of 1701 amino acids. The transcript has 18 exons.
GUUUAUGGUCUCAUGAGAAAUUUAAAUGGCGGUGUUGAAUGUAGUUGGUUAUAAAUGAAUUAUUCUAGAGAACAAUUGUGAUUAGAAACCUAGAAACACUACAGUGUAGUUUAGUUUUAUGUAGUAAUUUAGUUAAUAAAACUUAAUGCGUAAGAACGCUUGUUAUCUACUGACUGUGAUUGUAAACUGUUCAUUAGCUUCCAGUUUCCAAAGCAUCGAGAAAAGCGAAUACUUUGCAUUGACGAUAAUAUACACGUGAACACAAUUUUGUCAUGUUACAUAAAAUACAACUUUAUUCUCUGAAAUGUCUGUGCAUUAUAAAUUUAAAAGCGCAUUGGAUUACGAUACUGUUACGUUCGAUGGACUCCAUAUUUCUGUAGGUGACUUAAAAGCUGCUAUUUCGCAGCAGAAGCGAAUUGGGAAGACUUCUGAUUUUGAUCUUCAAAUAACGAAUGCGCAAACAAAAGAAGUUUAUGUAGAUGACAAUACAUUGAUUCCAAAAAACACUUCAUUACUAGUUGCUCGAGUGCCACUUUCACAGCAACCAAAGAAACAUUGGGAAGGUUCAAGUAAUAGCCAGUCACACCAUAAAGAUGUUGCAGUUAAUAAAGGAUUGGCCGAUCUUUCUCGCAUGGAAGGUAGCGAGCAGGAUAAAAUUAAUGCUAUGAUAUCACAGUCUACGUUUGAUUAUGAUCCUAGCAAUUAUCAAAAAAUUAGAGGACAGAAUCAAAGAGGAAUUGUCCCUUCUAAUUACAUUUGUUAUAAGUGUCAAAAACGUGGUCAUUGGAUAAAGGAUUGUCCUAUUGCUAAUUCGGGUGAUCCUGUAGAGAUAAGAAGAAGUACUGGUAUACCUCGUAGUUUUAUGGUACCAGUUGAUGGACCAAAAGCCCCAGGAGCCAUGAUGACCCCAAGUGGUACCUUUGCUGUUCCAGCUGUUGACCAUGAAGCCUACCUGGCUUCAGAAAGCGCCGUCGGAGCGGACACGCCCGCAAACGCGCCAGCCGCUCCGGAGCCUACAAUACCUGAUGAAUUGAUAUGUAGUCUGUGUAGAGAUUUGCUUACUGAUGCUGUCAUGAUCCCUUGCUGUGGCAACUCUUUUUGUGAUGAAUGUAUAAGAGGAGCCUUAUUGGAGUCCGAGGACCAUGAAUGUCCUGAUUGUCGUGAGAAAGAAAUAGCACCGACUACUCUUAUUCCUAAUAGGUUCCUACGAAAUUCCGUUUCUGCAUUCCGGAAUCAGACGGGAUAUAGUCGACGGAUGCCACAUAGGCCUUCAGCGGGACCUCCUGUUAUGGAACAAGCACCUGCAGGGCACGCCCCACCUUUGAACGGCCCAGCCCAGCCCGGCCCCUCUAACAAUGAUGCGGGACGGGAGGGGCGCGGCGGCAGGGGGGACGAGUCGGACGGCUCGGCCGACGACAACAUCACGGUCACAGUGCCCCCGGCGCACGCGCACCAAGGGCCCCACGGACCCCACGGACCCCACGGGCCCCACGGGCACUACGGGCCCGCGGGCCCCCCGCCGCACCACCGCGACAGGCGCCCGCCGCGCUACGGUCCUCCGCCAGGGUUAAAACCGCCUGGAUUGGACACUCCUCCCAUUAAUAUACCAAGAAUAGAUGAGCAGCGAGCGAGUACUCCGACCAUCGACGAGCGCCGGGAUCCCAUGUCGUCCCAGGUGAUGUUCAAUCGGGGUCCACCUCCGUAUAUGCCGCGAGGACCACCGCCUGGUUAUAGCAAUCCACCUUACCGUUCGGGCGCCCCCUACCGCGACCGCUACGUGCGGGAGCCCUACCAGCCGCCGCCGCCGGGCAUCAAGGACUCCCCUAAUGGGCAAGAGGACCCGUUAGAGGCUUUUAAUAGAAUGAUUCGCGAGAAAGAGAUGCGGGCAAAGAGGCGUGAGGAGGACCGCAGACGAGCGAACUCGGGCUCGCGCAGUCCGAGUCGCUCGCGCACGCCCCGCUCGCCGCGCUCGCCGCGUUCGCCCCGCUCGCAGCGGUCGCCGCGCCUGCCGCGCUCACCGCGCUCGCAGCGGUCGCCGCGCUCGCAGAGGUCGCCGCGCCCGCAGCGAUCGCCCCGCUCGCCGCUGCGCUCGCAGCCCCGCUCACCGCUCCGCUCGCAGCCCCGCUCUCCGCCUCGCUCCCCGCCGCGCUCGCCGCCUCGUUCGCCGCCGCGGUCGCUGCCCCGCUCGCCGCCGAGGUCGCUGCCCCGCUCGCCGCGCGGCGCGCGUCCUCGCAGUCGCGGCACGAGCAGAAUACGAUAUUCCCGCUCACGGUCUAUGUCCCGCGGCCGGCCGCGCCGCUCGCCGUGGUCGCCCCGCCGACGCCGGACGCGCGAGCGCACUUUGUCCUUGACACGUUCUCCAAGCCCCCGGCGGCGGCACCGCUCCCCGCUCCGCUACCGCUCGCCGCUGCGCUCGCCGUUGCGCUCGCCCUUGCGCUCGCCGUUGCGUUCGCCGCUGCGCCCGCCGCCGCACUCGCCGGCGCGCUCUCCGCGUCGCUCCGCCGGUCGCUCGCCGCCGCGCCCCGCGUCUUCGCCGCACAGAUUCGCCGGACUAUACGAUGAACUAUUGUCGCCACCGCGUCGUAGUGUUGAGCCACCGUUUGGAGCCAGGUAUGCUUCUAGAAACAAUGGUCCACCCGGCUAUCCUCCUGUUGUUGGAAAACCUAUACCUCCUCAUAUGGGUACUAUUAUACAAAAUGAACCACCACCAAACUACAGAGGACGUUAUGACAAUCCCCCCUUUGAUGACAUUCCCCCUGGUGUGGAUCCACCGGUUCCUGGAUUUGAACCAUCUCCAUUUGAAAAACCUCCAUUCGGCCCACCGGGAACAUUAGACCGGGAUAGAUUACCUCCGGCUAAUUAUAGAGAACACUACCGAGCUCCAUUUGUUGAAGGACCUCCGCAGGGUUACAGAGAUGCCCCAGGGUUGCCGCCAGUGCAAAAUGAAAUACCUGUUCAUGUAGGAGAUCCUCAACGAUUUAGAGAUAAUUAUAGACCUCCACCUGGUCAUUUUCGAGAUCAAGGACCUGUUCCUCCUUAUCGAGAUGGACAACCGUAUAGGGAUCCUGGAUUACAAGUUCCAUAUCGCGACAAUUUUCGAAGUGGACCACAGCCUCUGUUUCGUGAUAAUAAUUUCAGAAACAAUCCGUAUAGAGAAGGUAACUUUCGUGAGAACUUACCACAUAACUUCCGCGACGGUCCUCCAUUUAGACCACCUAGUGUUGAUGCCAGAGACCCUGCUUCUGCGGUUCCGUUUCACGAUCAAAACUAUAGGGAUGGGUUUAGGGAUGAAAAUAACAUAAACAGAGACAUGCGUUCUGGUUAUCGUCCUAAUGCGCGGAAUAGAUCUGGCCCCAGACGUAACCCUGAACAUGAUAGACAUAGAGACAGAGAUGGCAGGGAAAGAGAACGUUUUAAUGAAAAUCGGGAACCACCGGAACGACCAGAAAGAUCUCGUGAGGCAGACAAACGAUCAGGGUACGACAAAAAUCGCGAACCACGUGACGAACGUGUGCGUGAAUAUGAUAAAACUCGGGACUAUGAAAGGGAACGUGGACAUGAUAAGUCGUCACCAGAAAAGAAAGCGCGUGUUUCUCCAAAACGUGGCCGAGAGCCUCGCGAACGUAGACGCAGUGAAUCAAGAGGUAAGUCUCGUGACCAUGACAGUAGAAGAGAGAAAAAGGAAGACAGAGUACGAGAUAAAUCUUCUGCAGAUAGAACUAAAGAGCAUAAAGAAAAGGAAAAGAAAAUUAAAGACAGAAAAAAGAAAAAGAGAGAAAAAGAAAAAGAAUUAGAAAAGAAAAAGAAACGAGAAAAAAAAGAGAAGAAAGAAAAAGAUGUCUCCAAAAAGGAAGAUGAUAAUCAAGAAAAAUCAGGGUCUGCGCAAGAAAUGCAAGACGGAAAUAAUGAGGAUUCUAAACAACAGGUAAUUGUCAAAACAGAGCCGCCUGAAACCGACAAACUUAUUAAAGAAAACGAUGAAGCUAUAGCACCAGAAAUUUCCGGUGAAGUCAAGGAUGAUUUGUACGGUGAUGAGGCUGCUGAGGCGGUUGACAAAGAAAUUAUACAAAAUUACAUCAAAACCGAAGAAAAAGAUGUAGAUAAUAACAAAAGUGACACUAAAACUGUUGAUAAUGUUAAAGAGGAACCGUUUGACGGUAUAGAACUUCAAGCUCCAGUAGACGAGUUAGAAGCAGACAUAGAAGUGGCCAAUAAUAGUAAUAAUAAAGAAAUGCUAGCACCGGUACCCGUUUUAUCAAAAUGGGAAGUUGAUGACGAUAAUAUUGAAAAAUCCAAAGAACCUGGUGAAAUCACAUCUCCUGAAGAAGAAGAAGAUGGAGGAAAAGUUACAUCUGAAGUUUUAAAACGUGCUGAAAAUGCAAUUUUUGCAAAAGCUAUUAGUUCUUUACGACCAAUUGAAAUAAAGAAGAUAAGUAGUGAUCGGCUGAAGUUGUACGGCGAUGAGGCUCAAUCAAAGAACCCAUUAAACAAUAUCCAGAUAACUGUUCCUGUUACAGAUCAAGAACAAAGGUCUAAUGAAGCAAAUGAUCGAAAGAAGCGGUAUUCUAAAACCCCUCCUCCACGACUAUCUGUUAAGGAAAGAUUGGGAGGUAAAGUAGAUGAUGUUCGACGGACACGUGAACCCCGUGUUGUACACAGUACCGUGGAACGUGUAAAAUCGAGAUCUAAAACUCCGAAGCGUGAACAGAUGCAAUAUCGUCGAGUGACAGUGGAAAGAGAGCGUGGCCGGAAACCGGAAGGCAGACUUGAACUAUCAAAAUCGGAAAAAAGAGCAACUUCUGAGAACGUAAAAUCUGAACAAGGUUACCAAGGUAAUCUCGGUGACUAUAAAAAACGAGAUUUUGGAAGAUCUAAGGAUGACAAAAAGUUGACAACUGAAGAAAGAAUGGGAUUGAGUUCUCGUAACCCAGAUAAAAAUGCAACAUCUAAUACAAAAGAUAUACAAGAACGCGAGAGAAAGAAGUCUACUCUAGACGAAGCGCACUUCGAACCUGAUUAUGACGAAACAGUCGAAUCCGAUAACGAAACUAAGGAAGAUAUCAAUAAAAAACGUGAACGGUCUCAAGAUCCUUCACCAAUUGGACCAAGUGAACCAAAGAAAGCUAAGUAUGACAAUGAAACAAUUAAAUUAGAUCUGACAAAUGUUAAAAAGAAGCCAGACUCCGAGAGCGAAUCCUCGACUGAUUCUGAGUAUUCGUCUUCAUCAUCUUCAUCGGAUGCCCGUAAACGCAAGAAGAAGAAGAAACGGAACAAGAAAAAGAAGAAACGCGCUGCUAGUGACAGUGACAGUGAUUCCGGAUCCAGUUCCGAUGAUCACAAGAAGAAGAAAAAGAAACGUAAGCAUAAGAAAAAGUCAAGCAAAAAGAAAAAGAAGUCUAAACAUAAGUAGUUUGUUCAGAAUGUACAAUUUUAUUAAUCUUUAUGGAUAAGUUAUGUUUUAAAGGUCACUGUGUAGUUUUUACAUAUUAGAUUCAAGCUACUAAAUGGAAUAUAAACAGCCUAAGUUUUUAGGUAAACGUAAUAAAAUGUUCUUCGAUUUAAUUUUUAUUAUAGUCACUUAUUUACUUAUUAAUAAAUUAUAGACCUAAAA